UUCGGCGCCUCGGCCUCGGUCCUCUCCUACGCCCAUUUCCAGGCGUUCAAGUUCCCCGACUCGAUGGAGGUCCACUUUCAGUGCACCAUACAAAUAUGCCGCUACCAGUGCCCGGAGCAAUGCUCCGAGUCACCUUUGCUUCUCGAGUCCCAAGGCCUUCUCGAGAAUCAUCAUUCUCCCUCCAGUGGCCACCCUGAUUCCGGCUACGGCCUUCCGCCCCCCAUCCCCCUUCCGCUCGAGGCUUAUUUGCAGGCGGCCGCUGGACGCCCGCGGGACGAAAGG
Molecule: messenger RNA, 282 nt
Organism: Apis dorsata (giant honeybee)
Lineage: Eukaryota; Metazoa; Arthropoda; Insecta; Hymenoptera; Apidae
Exons: 1
Source: RefSeq, a predicted model, not a curated record